AUCACAUCCAGCUGUCCUCCUGAAUUAGCCGCGGCUUCGUGAACUAAGAUUAAUACACACUCUGAACACACUCCAAUGUAGCAGAGAGGAACAAGGCACUGUGAAGGAAGAGGAAAAUACUGCUUUGCCUUUGAUGAACUCACAGUGAAAGGAGAACACAUUCUGACGGAAAAUUACGUUUCUUCAACGCUCCUUAGUGGUUUGUCCCCGGACGUCCAGAUGCCUUGUGUCCGUUGUCACGCCAGCGUGCGAGAUCGCCCCCUAGACUCCUUGACCCAGGAAAACAACCUUGUCCUCCCAUGUCUGAGUCUCACCAUGUAAUGCAGACAGAGAGGGGAGUUGAGAAUCUGUCUGCUACAGGAUAUGAGUGGUGAUCAGUCUGCCACAGACGACCAGACCUGCCUGCAGGGAGGAGGGGAGGAGCAGAGAGCCAUGCAGCCUCAGUCUGAGGAACUCUUGACCAGGAAACUAAAGGCCCUGGACGGCAGCAUGGGGCCCCCAGCCCAGGGGACACAGCAGGGCAACAAGCCUGAUGGUGGUGGUGGUGGGGGAAAGACCAACGAGACAGGGGAGACAGGGGGGACAGGGACCCCGGCCAUGCCCAAGAUGGGUAUCCGAGCCUGGGCUACAGACUGGCCUCCCGCCCCCCGGAGGGAAAUCUGUGAUGGAGGAUGCCAAAACUCCCCCAAAUACGACAGCAUCGUCGUGGCGUUCCAUAACGACCAGCAGCCUCUCGAACAAUCAGGAGCGGUGAUACAGUCACAUGACCAGCCCCCUGUAGACUCUGACUACGGUGAAGCUGUUGAGUCGGGGGAGGAUCCCAGGUACAGUCUGGCCGACCUAAUAGGACGCUCCCCUCUAAAGGGGGCGGGGCUCCAUCCCAUCCGCCAACGUUCCAACAGUGACGUCACCAUCAGUGAUAUCGACAGCGAAGACGUUAUAAUAGACGGUACUGCAGUGAACCCCAACACCGGCGCAGCGCUUCACCGGGAGUACGGUAGCACCUCCUCUAUCGACCGGCAGGGCCUGAGCGGGGACGGCUUCCAUACGCUGCUACGGGGUUACCGUGUCGACACCUUAGACCACACCCUCCACACCCUGACACACCCACAUCACUCCAUGCCCCGCCCACUGCUGGGCUUACCUGAGCUGCUGCAGCGCUGUGACACCUCCCUCUCCCCCAGCCUGCAGACGGCCACCCAGAUCUCCAGAGGGGAGAUAGUGAUGAUGGCAGGGUACGACUACGUGGAUCCCUCCAUCUUCUACUCCAGAGAGCGAGAGAAGAACUUCAUGGGACGCCUGAGGUCUGACUCAUCUGAGACCUCUGUGUUCAGGAAGCUGAGGACCAUCAAGAGCGAAGGAGACGGGUUCAGGCUGUCUCUGGAUCAAGAUGACAGGAGAAGCUUCCAGAAGUGUUUUGCCCACUACGACGUGCAGAGUAUCCUGUUCAACAUCAGUGAGGCUGUGGCCAGUAGGGCCACUCUCAGCCAGAGGAAAAACACAACCACUGGCGCCUCGGCUGCUUCACACUACCACGCUGGAGCCAGAGGGGGUAGUGGAGCUCCAGGUUUAGGGCCGGGAGGUGGCCCGGGGACAGGGGUAGGACUGGGGGCAGAUGGAGGCCUGGGACGUGGUCUUAGUAGUGGAACUACCAAUACCUCCAUGUUUGAGUCUCCUCUGGGUUCCCGAGAAGACCUGAACCCCAAGGAGAACCUGGACCAGGACGAGGGCGACGGGAAGAACAACGGACUAGUCCUGGGGUGCCCCCACUUCCGUAAUGAGAUCGGUGGAGAAGGGGAGCGCAGGAUCAGUCUCUCCAGGGCUAACAGUGCCUCUUACAGCGGCGGAGGAGAGAGCUGCAGCUUCGAGUCCUCUCUCUCGUCCCACUGUACCAACGCUGGGGUGUCGGUGUUGGAGGUCCCUCCAGAGAGCCAGCCGAUACACAGAGAGAAGGUCAAGAGAUACAUCAUAGAACACAUUGAUCUGGGAGCGUUCUACUACCACAAGUUCUUCUAUGGGAAAGAACACCAGAACUACUUCGGAGUGGAUGAGAACCUGGGUCCAGUAGCAGUCAGCAUCAGGAGAGAGAAGCUGGAUGAAGGGAAAGAGAAGGAAUGGAUGCAAUAUAACUACCGGGUCACCUUCAGGACCAGUCAGUUAACAACCCUACGUGGGGCAAUCCUGGAGGAUGCGGUCCCCUCCACAGCGAGACAUGGUACAGCCCGAGGCCUACCUCUUAAAGAGGUUCUGGAAUAUGUGAUGCCUGAACUCAACAUCCAUUGUCUCCGUCUGGCCCUCAACUCCCCCAAGGUCCCCGAGCAGCUCCUCAAACUGGAUGAACAGGGGUUGAGUUUCCAGCACAAGGUGGGGGUGCUGUACUGUAAGGCAGGCCAGAGUACAGAAGAAGAGAUGUACAACAACCAAUCAGCUGGUCCCGCCCUCGAUGAGUUCCUCGACCUAUUGGGACAGAGAGUGAAACUGAAGGGAUUCACCAAGUACAGAGCACAGCUCGACAACAGGACUGACUCAACAGGAACCUACUCCCUGUACACCACCUAUAAGGACUACGAACUGAUGUUCCAUGUGUCAACCCUGCUCCCCUACACCCCCAACAACAGACAACAGCUCCUGAGGAAGAGGCACAUAGGGAACGACAUUGUGACCAUUGUGUUUCAGGAACCGGGGACUCUGCCCUUCACCCCUAAAAACAUCCGCUCUCACUUCCAACACGUCUUUGUCAUCGUCAAGGUCCACAACCCCUGUACUGAGAACGUCUGCUACAGCGUUGCUGUCUCUCGUUCUAAAGAUGUCCCUCUGUUCGGCCCUCCAAUCCCCAAGGCAGUGACCUUCCCCAAGUCCGCUGUGUUCCGAGACUUCCUAUUGGCCAAGGUCAUCAAUGGGGAGAACGCCGCCCACAAAUCUGAGAAGUUCCGUGCCAUGGCAACCAGAACGCGCCAGGAGUACCUCCGCGACCUGGCCGAGAACUUCGUGUCCACGGCGACCAUGGACUCGGCUGUGAAGUUCAGUUUCAUCACACUGGGUGCCAAGAAGAAGGAGAAGACCAAACCUCGUAAAGACGCUCACCUGUUCUCUGUCGGCGCCAUCACCUGGUCCGUCACCGCACGGGACUUUGGCCAAUCAGCAGACGUGGACUGUCUCUUGGGCGUGUCCAACGAGUUCAUCAUUUUAAUAGAGGAGCAGUCUAAGAACGUAGUCUUCAACUGCUCCUGUCGUGAUGUCAUCGGAUGGACGUCUGGGAUUAUGAGCAUCAAGGUCUUCUACGAGAGAGGAGAGUGUGUGAUGUUGUCUGCUCAGGAUGGCUGUGAAGAAGAUAUACGAGAAAUGGUGCAGAGACUAGAGAUAGUGACGCGUGGUUGUGAGACAUCUGAGAUGACGCUGCGUCGGAACGCACUGUGCCAGCUGGGUUUCCACGUCAACUUCGAGGGCAUCGUGGCCGACGUCGAGGCCUUCGGGUUCGCUUGGAAGGCGGGGCUUCGCCAGGGUAGCCGGUUGGUGGAGAUCUGUAAGGUUGCCGUAGCAACGCUGACCCACGAACAGAUGAUCGACCUGCUGAGGACCUCCACCACCGUCAAGGUGGUCAUCAUCCAGCCUCAUGACGAUGGAGCACCACGCAGGGGCUGUUCUGAGCUGUACCGUAUCCCCAUGGUAGAGUACAAGUUGGACAGUGAGGGGACGCCAUGUGAGUACAAGACCCCGUUUAGACGAAACACCACCUGGCACAGGGUGCCCACGUCAGCAGGUCAGCCUUCCAAUCCCAACACCAACCCCCCUGCCCGGUGCUCCCCCACCCAGAGACACCCCGACCGGGCAGGCAGAGACAGGAUGGGACAGCAGGUCCUCCAGCAGGGACAGACUGCUAUCCCACGAUCCACCUCCUUCGAUAGAAAGCUGCCAGACGGAUCCAG
This is a messenger RNA of Salvelinus fontinalis (brook trout), 3926 nucleotides long. RefSeq names its product signal-induced proliferation-associated 1-like protein 2 (gene sipa1l2a). Gene Ontology annotation, molecular function: protein binding; GTPase activator activity. Gene Ontology annotation, cellular component: cytoplasm. Gene Ontology annotation, biological process: activation of GTPase activity; regulation of small GTPase mediated signal transduction. The record is from RefSeq and is a predicted model, not a curated record. Lineage: Eukaryota; Metazoa; Chordata; Actinopteri; Salmoniformes; Salmonidae.